Molecule: messenger RNA, 6176 nt
Organism: Mizuhopecten yessoensis (Yesso scallop)
Lineage: Eukaryota; Metazoa; Mollusca; Bivalvia; Pectinida; Pectinidae
Product: proline-rich protein 5-like
Exons: 13
Coding region: 1449-2396 (315 amino acids)
Biological process (GO): TORC2 signaling
Cellular component (GO): TORC2 complex
Source: RefSeq, a predicted model, not a curated record
UUUACAAAAAGAAGUUUAAAAUUUGUCAAUAUUUAGAUGUUAACGUUAAUUUUCUAUUUUGAUUUAUGCAGCAUACAAGUGGUUUCUUACAGUAACACGCGUUUUUACUCUACGUUGUGAAUAUAUGGGAUAUUGACUAUUUCUGUCUACAACACGGAUACGGAUGUAAAAUGGCAACCUCUAAUGGUGCACGUGGGAAUACAUGUAUCUACAACUGAAAUGUGACAUGAUAGAGCACUGAUGUCGAUUUUAUUCUCAUGGGAUGAGGAAUUCACUGGAAAUUACGCGUUAUUAAUUUAUACCUAAUUGUGUUAUAUCUUAUAGAACGAACUGAUCUAGUAUUGUUAUAUUGUCGAUCAAUAACCAGGGAGGGUAUUUUCAGGAUUUUUGUUACUUAUAAUGAAAUAUUUAAUAGUGAUUUGAAUUUCUUAUUUUUAUAACGAGAAAAAGACCGUGUUUGGUUCAAUAUUUAACAAGAGAAAAGCUUUAUACACCACAUUAUUACAAGUACUGACUUGGAAAUAUUGGUGCCAGUGUUGGGAUUAGCUAUCAAAUCAAGUGCACACUUUGCCUUUUGACAACCACUGACACUCAACGAUCAAGGCGACUAAGAAAAAGCAGAACGUAAACGCCGGUUAGAAACCCCGGUAUCACCUUGUGGUGUAUUAACGAAUUACCAAGUGUUCGCCUCUGUGAAGUCAGAAUCGAACAACAUGAACCAAUGUUCACACGUGCCAUGAAGGCCAUCAAUACGUAAAGGAUGCGGAUUGAAAGAUUGAGAUCCCCAUAGACACGAAACAGCCUUCGAAAUAGCCGUGUAUAGGGUUCUAGUGCAGGACACACCGACAUGUGAUACACGCAUUGCUGGAAUUGCUCAACAGCGUGUUUCCCGCCUUGGAUGUCUCCUGGAUGCAGUCGGAACGUUCCCGCCAAUUCACAAACUAUUUUGGAACAUUUGCGGACGGGAACACUUGAUGUAAACACGACGAUCGAGAUAUCUCUAGACUUUACCUUUAGUAUAUACACACACACACAAAACGAAACGAUUACGUAAAAGGAAUACCUAGAGGGCAGAAGUUUGACUGACAUGUUACAUGUACCUAAUUAAGGACGGUCUGAGGCUUGUCGGUGAUUGACAGAUUGACAGUGGAUAUACCUGUCGGACGAUUUACUCAACUGUAUUUACCUCUAAUCAUUCUUUACCUGCAUCAAAUGACGCCUUAACCAGGUGUUAUUAGAUUAUCUAAAAAAAUCGAGUGCAGAAUUGGAUACAUGUGAUUAAGUACGAACUUCAGUGGAAACAUGUACAAGUGAAAUUCGUUUUGUCGCCGUGUGUGGCAGAUUUAAACAAGAUUUGACAUUUACAAGAAAUUUGGAUUUAAAUAUACACCUUGACUAUAUACAAGAUAAGUGUUUACCUGGGAGUGUAUACCUAACUGCGCAACAGGAUGUCUUUUUUACCUGGAGGAACAAGACUUGCCAGUAUGAAAAGACAUAGCCUUGCCAACGUAGCGGAGGCAUGGAAGGGAGUCACCCACGGCAGCAGACGACUCUCUAUGACGUCACAGAUACGCAUGUCUGCCGGAAACGUUCUCGACUACGCGUCCAAAAACGAAACUCUAGAAAGUAUUCAGAUAGCGGUGAUACAGCUCUUUCAGCGGAGGAAAUUACAGGAGGGAGAGUUAGCCGUACUUCAGGAAACAUUGAGAAACCUGAUCAGCUCAGACGCCGGACCUCUUAUAUUUGAUUAUUAUAAAGACAAAUUAUUGAAGAAAGGAAUGGUGAUUCUACGGGAGGGAAUGAAGAAUGAUUUAGGUUCUGUGUUAUUAAAGAAGAUGGGCGAACAGUGGUCGUAUCUUCAUGCCGAGAUCCUCCCAACGUUACAAGCUUUGUUUUAUCCACUUCCUACCAAUGAUUCCUCUAUACGAAAAGUGACAUUUCUAGAAUUCCGAGACGUGGUCGUCCUUAAAGUCGGCAUAGAAGAGUCUAUAGGAUCUGUUUUAUCGGAUGAAGUUCCUGCCUCAAUACGACAGAUGCUUUUAGUUUUACUGAGUGUGCACGACGGCUCACCACCUACGGAGAACUACGCUAGACUGGAACGCUUGGCUGCCAGAGUGAUCUCCCCUUAUCUAGGAUUCUUCGGUCUCUAUGAAGGCUCGUGCACUCCGACCGUCAAGUCAUCCUUAAAGCCAGCGUCUAAACUGGUUCCCGCAGAAAAAACGGAAGCAUACGACCUUGAUACACGAUCUUCCCGGCCAAAGUCUGCAAACAUUCCAUCCCUGAAAUCACCGCAUAGUAGGUUGGGAAACGGACACAAUCUAUUCAGCAAUCAUUUUCUUGCGCCGGUCCGGGAACAUGACAGUAUAGGCGGAAGACGUCAUAGUAUACAGACGUGACGUCAGUGAUGUAAUAGUGACUUCAUAGAACAUUGUCACUACGUCAGUGAAUUGAUAAUAAUGUCAUAGAAUCGAACGUUAUAUCUGUGAUUGUAUAGUGUGCAAAAGCAUACUGAUGUGACAUGACAUCAUUUGUGAUUUUCAUGACGUCAUAUUAGACAUACGUCAAAAUGGUGAUUUGAUAUAGAGAUUUAUAUCAUGCAAAUGAUAACGUCGUGGAAAACGGUUUCAUUUCCAUAUUGUGAGGACACCCACGACAAUGCUGGGCGAUACACUAUCGACUCUGACCAUCCUAAAGUUAAAAUCCAAGGGAAGGUGUCACAGAUUGGUUAAUGCGACAAUUGUGAUUGGUGAAUUAAACAGUAUUAUACGAUGGUACAUCCCUCAUGUCAGUGUUACGCGAUCAGUACCAUAUACAAGAGUUGAUGACGUGCCAAAUAAAAUGGAUCAGAAUGCUUUUCAACUGGUUAAGCGAUAUAUUUCGUUACGACGAUAUAACUACUGUAACUGCAGUGAGUGUCUGUAUCAUUUCCUGUGGCUGAUGUAUAUAUACCACAUUCCAAAAUAGUCGUCAAACGUAUAUCCUUGAAUUAACUGGCUAAUUGGUAACCAACGUUAUUUAUUUCUGUUUAAGUGCAAGGUCGAGCAAUUUAACUUACUGUGUAUAGAUGCGUGAAUGAUAUAAAUAUGCAUGCUGUAUAUCAAAUCAAAUUGCAAUGAUAUUAGACAUAAAACAAUGGCUGUCACGACAUUCCAAGUGUGGAGGAAACGAGUCAAUAUCACUAUAUCGUCCAUGGAAAGCAUUCAAAUAUCAGUACAGUAUAAAUCAGUCUAUUUCCUUCGUGACCGGUGGCUUGCGCUGUUUAUCGAACUCAGAGGAAAAGAGGCGAUUCUCUUGAAGUGAGUACAGCAAAGAAGAACAGGAAAACUAAUUGGUAAACUUUAAUUCCUUCCACUCGCCUUGAUUACGAGAAAGGGUUAUUUGAUGUAACGGAAACUAUUAACAACAAUGCACCAUUUGGAAAGUUGAUUUGUUGAUACGUUUGUAAUGUGUUAUGGAAGUGUUACUGUUAGGAUGUUGUACAAACACAAGUAAAUUUGAUUAAGUCUAUCAUUCCAGUGAAGAUACACUUAACUGUACGUUUGUGAGAGUGAGAGACAAUAUGUUGACCAGACGGGUAAAGUGUUUUAAAUAUUAGAAUUGUUCGUGCUUCAUUCCUCUACAAAAUAUAGUACUUGUCUAUGGAAUGGUAAACAGAGAGAAAUUGUGAUAUGUAUGUGGAAUUUGUGUCAACUUGACAUGUUUACGUCUGUUGCUGAGUCCAUCAAACCAUACAGUGCCAUCAUAAAAUCUUUAAAAUUCCGUUACCAAUUAUAUGUGAUAGCCACAUUAGUAUUGCUGUAGCAUAUAUGUCAAUUUCUGUACAAUAUAUUUUGUCGUGUGGUUUUAACUAAGCUAAUAAAUGUAGCAAUCCUUGAUGUAAUAUGUGUAUGUCAAGAACAAUAAUAACCCGUUUCGUUAGAUAUUUCCGUGAUAAAUGUCGAAUUCUCACAAAAAAAAAUACCCACACAGUUUCAAGAAAUGGAGGUUGUCAAAAACCAUGUACAAGUAUUAAUUCAUAUAGGAAAAUUUCUGUUUCCUUGGGAUGAUUUUUAUCAUGAUUAUGAGUGUGUCAUGUGGUUUUGUUGACACUUCCCCGGUUCUCAUUUACAGGACGUUACAUCACUAGAAUUUGACUUAGUUUAACAUAGAGUUUGUCGUGAGUAAGACAAAAGAUGUGUACCCUCCGGAAUACCUGGUCUUAUUCUCCUAGUAUUUUGUUCAAAGAUGUCUGAAAAAAUCUUUGCCCGUGUGUCAUUGAGUUUUAGUUCGAUGACAGUUUCGUACAAAUCAAACUCUUACUUUUUGUUCCCUUAUAUUUCACUUUUUAUUGAGGUAUCAAUAUAUUUGUUUAUUUAUUUAAACCUCUUUCUUGAUAUUAAACAUUUGCGAAAUUGAAUUGGCCCAUAUUUAUAAAGGCGAGUAAAUCCAGCCGCCGCAACAACUACAAACAGAUACUAAACAUUAUAUCAUUAAUUUUAAGUUUACUUUCCUAUCCAGAAAUGACAAAAAUUGAAACGUUGUCGCAUUUGAUACAUUAUGCUGCUUUUUAUAAAAGUUAUUGUUGAUUACCGAAUGACAAUAUUGUUUGAACCUAAUAAGAUAUCGCCUCUGAGUACUUCUUUUGCAAUUACAACGGCAUAACCAUUCACGAGAAGGUCUAUCCUGACAGGCUGUGAUUCUCUUAAUAGGUUUAGUAUUUCUAACACAUUGAUCACUUGUUUACUUUCAAUAUGCAAUCUGUCACACGGGUCUCAAAAUUAAGUAACAAUAUUUUUAUAUGAACAAUCAUUUAUUGUGAAAAACAUUUCAAUCCAUUAAAACGUUUUAGUAGAUUUCGGAUUAUAUGUACUCAUGUUUAUUAAUGCUCAUCUUACUGCAUUAACACUGAAAUUACUAUAGACAAGCUAACGUUUUGCAAACUUUCCUUACAUUACGAAAUUCCUUACCUGAAAUAUUGUUGAAAGGAAAUUGAUUUGGUUAUUAAAAAAUAAGGGAAAACUUCUUUAACUUCAUUAAUGUUUUCCUUAAGUUACUGAAUCCUGGUGAAAUUAAGGGCUGCUUCUUUUAACAAUAAAUAAGAAAAGCCGGUAAGUUGUUUAUGAUAAAUGAUUGGAGUUUUGAUGAUAUUAGGCUUAUUUUACAUUGUAUGAAACAAGCAAUUAUCCCGUUUUCUGAUAGUGUGCCAUCAGUGUUUUCAUAUCGAAAUGAUUUCCUAUAGACUUAAUGUAUUUAUAACGUCUUGGCUUUGCUGUGUGAUUUCAACCAACGUUGUAUCAUUGAGAUAAGAAAAAAAUCUUAACUCGCAUAAGAAAACCACCCUAUAUAUAUCCAGGUAUAUGCAAGUCCAGGAAUUUGGAGUAAGGUUUCCAAUUGUUAAGGGAUGUCUUUCCUAUUCCUUGCGCCAAAGGCGCAAAUUGGGGCCGAAGGUGCUGACUGAUGUGUAAAUAUUGAAGAGAAUAAAUAACGGAUAUUUAUUCUGUUUCCUGCAAUAUUAAAACAAUUAAUUUUAGAUCCCAAACAAAAUGUGUACCUCUUUCCCCUUUUAAUAAUGUAUAACAGUUUCGGGGAGUAUGCAUUAAUAAAAAAAGAACAUGAGGUGUAGUUCCCUCCAACCCCUACUCCCUCUUUGUAUGAAUGUAAAGGAAAUAUCAUUUUAACUUGAAAAUAAGUGUAUGCCUGUAUACAAUUAAGUGGUACAUGUAGGCCUUUCCUUAGGCGACGUUUUGGCAACCAAUGUGUACAGUAUAUAUAUUAACUUUAUUUCCUUUUACAGUAAUUAUGCAACAAGUUAUCAAAACUUAUAUUAAUCACCCUUGCUGGCCCGAAUGUUAACACCGAAUGUGUACGUUACAGUGAGGGGAUUUCUGUAUUACAUUAUAUUAUGCUGGAGUUGCAUUUUAACAGCCAUCAACAAUCUAUCAUAAAGGAAGCAUAUGUUACGAUUCACACUCUUAAAACCCAGAAGCAGACUCUAUGUGUACAUGUACGACAUAUGUGUUGCAAGUGUGUUUAUAAAACCAUGACAUUGUAAAAUUGUGUGGGGUGUGUUUAGUUUGUUGGUGUAAUCGUCGUUAAGUUGUGUAGUUUAUUAAACAUAAAAAAAAUGUUAUGGCAGCUAUUAAAUUGCUACGUUUUGAAAAAAUAAUUAUUUUGUUAAUAAACAUGUUUGGAACAUU